Pseudomyrmex gracilis is the source of this 1092-nucleotide messenger RNA. Its product is annotated as farnesol dehydrogenase-like. Bases 11 to 763 code for a protein of 250 amino acids. The transcript is spliced from 5 exons. The record is from RefSeq and is a predicted model, not a curated record. NCBI's taxonomy places the organism in Eukaryota, Metazoa, Arthropoda, Insecta, Hymenoptera, Formicidae.
CUCGUCGGCGAUGGAACGUUGGGCAAAUAAAGUCGCGUUGGUUACCGGCGCGAGCAGCGGGAUCGGCAUGCGAAUUGCACAAAUACUCACGAAACACAAUAUGAAAGUGAUCGCCAUUGCGCGACGAAUAGAAAAGCUGCGAGAACUAGCCACGGAAGUUCAGCAAAAAUAUAACGCGAAAUUAUAUCCGAUACAGUGCGACGUUGAAAAAGAAGAAAAUAUUCUCGAGGUGUUCAAAUGGGCGGAAGAACACAUGGGUGGUGUUGACGUUUUGAUUAACAAUGCCGGUGUUCUUUCAUCCGAGUCACUUUUAGAGGAAUGCACGGACACUUUGCAAAGAAUUUUGAACGUAAACGUGCUUGCGCUGGCAAUUUGUUCGCGCGAAUUUAUUCAGUCCGUCAAAAAACGGAAAGCAUCGGGUCAGAUCAUUAAUAUUGGCAGUAUAUCCGGACACGUUGCAGAAUUGAUGCCAAUAAGCUUGAGUAUAUAUCCUGCCAGUAAAUGUGCAGUAAAAGGUAUGGCAGCGUCUUUACGCUGCGAUUUGGCAAGAGAAAAGUUAGACGUAAAAGUCACGAACAUUAGUCCCGGACCGGUAAAAACGGACAUGAUAACAGACAUCUCCGCUCUUACAUUGUAUCCUACAUUGGAAGAUAAGGACAUCGCGGACACGGUCAUCUUUAUUCUGAACAUGCCGCCUCACGUACAGAUAUGGGAUAUAAUAAUGUUUCCGUUCCACAACACUGACAGAAAAGAGAAAUGCUGAAACCCGUUUACCUUGAUCCUCUCGAUAUAGAAUAGCGUAAUAAAAAAAAUAAUUCGCGCUAACCAGAAGCAAAAUCAAACACGCAAACGAGAAUUUUUAAAUAAGCAUAAAUAAGGUAGCUCGUAAGAAACUUGUUAUUUUGAGCGCGUAUUCUACAAUUUAAAAUAAACUUCUCAUUUUUAAUCUCAUAUUACACACGCAUCAUAGAUAAAAAUACUCUUCUUUUUUUAAGCGCACAUAUACGCUAGCAUUCAAAAUAUUAAAUUAAAAUAUUAUAAAUACAACUUGCAGUUCACUGCAAACCAAAUAACAAAAUAUAUUUCUUUUUU